AAUAUCUCUCAACCCGUAUCGGUGCGAAUCGUGGAGGUAGGUCCACGGGAUGGUUUACAAAACGAGCCUACGCUGCUACCAGCAGCGGUCAAGAUUGAGCUCAUAAAUCAACUGUCCGAAACUGGGCUGCGUACAAUCGAAGCGACAAGCUUUGUGAGCGCCAAAUGGGUACCGCAGAUGGGUGAUAACGCGGAGGUGCUGCGAGGUAUUAACAAGCUUCCCGGUAUUUCCUAUCCAGUGCUGACACCGAAUCUUAAAGGAUUCCAAGCAGCGAUCGACGCCGGCGCAGAGGAGGUGGCAGUGUUUGGUGCAGCGUCAGAAAGUUUCUCGCGCAAAAAUGUGAACUGCUCGGUAGAUGAAAGCAUUGCCCGAUUCCAGGACGUUAUGGAUGCGGCCAAAAAGGCAAACGUGAAGGUUCGCGGAUACGUUUCGACGGUUGUCGGUUGCCCCUACGAAGGAAAAAUUAAACCCUCGGCAGUGGUUCGCGUUGUGGAAAAGUUGAUCGAGAUGGGAUGCUAUGAAAUUUCACUGGGCGAUACGAUUGGCGUCGGUACACCGGGAUCCUUCACCGAUAUGUUGCGCGAAGUCACCAAGAUCGCACCGGUCAAUAUGCUAGCUGUCCAUUGCCACGAUACGUACGGUCAAGCGUUGCCAAACAUUUUGACAUCGCUGGACUUUGGUAUCGGCGUGGUGGAUGCUUCCGUUUCGGGUUUGGGCGGAUGUCCGUACGCACGUGGUGCGUCGGGAAAUGCGGCCACGGAAGAUGUCGUGUAUAUGCUGCACGGGCUUGGCAUUGAAACGGGUAUCGAUCUGCCGAAACUCGUAAACGUUGGCAAGUACAUUUGCGACAAACUGCAACGGCAAUCCGAAUCGAAGGUGAACCGUGCGAUGAGGAAGACCAAUCCAAACGCUUGUUAAGUACAGGU
This is a messenger RNA of Anopheles maculipalpis, 926 nucleotides long. RefSeq names its product hydroxymethylglutaryl-CoA lyase, mitochondrial. NCBI's taxonomy places the organism in Eukaryota, Metazoa, Arthropoda, Insecta, Diptera, Culicidae. The coding region runs from base 178 to 918 and encodes 246 amino acids. The record is from RefSeq and is a predicted model, not a curated record. Gene Ontology annotation, molecular function: hydroxymethylglutaryl-CoA lyase activity. Gene Ontology annotation, biological process: ketone body biosynthetic process; L-leucine catabolic process. The transcript has 3 exons.